AGCAGGCGGGAAAUCCUCUACUAGAAUUCCAAAAUUAGUGGACCUGCUUGUAGCGUCUUCUCUGCUUCUGUUUCAGUUUUCCGAAGUGUCGCUCUGGAAGCUCAGCUUUGAUAGCCAGACUGGGAAAGAGGUCAGCCUAACACUUGGAGGAAGAGGAUGGAGGAGCUGCCAGCAGGCCAGUGUCAUUGAAUAGCAGAGCCCUUGGCAGGGAAUAAGUUGUAAGAAGACUCAAAAGGUUAAUAAUAUCGGCCUUCCCCAUAGCUAUGAAAGCACAGAUUAAGGAGGGGAGCCAUAUAAUGUACUGACCACUUGAGGAGGAAGAAGUAAAGUUUUGGCAAAGAUGGAAGAUUCUACCCAGAAACACAUAAUCCAGAUAACAGGAUUCAGAGACAAAGAGAAAGAAGAUCUAACCAAAUUGCUUUUAAAACUAGAUUGCAUUUUUAUUAAGAGUAAGCAAUACAGAAAUUGCACACAUCUCAUAGCAAAGCAUGCUUGUAAAAGUGAAAAAUAUUUAGCAGCUUGUGCAGCAGGAAAGUGGGUACUAACUAAGGACUACGUAAUUAAUAGUGCUGAAAGUGGCAGAUGGCUCGAUGAAACAACUUAUGAAUGGGGAUAUAAAAUUGAAAAAGACUCCCAUUAUUCACCUCAAAUGCAAUCUGCACCUAAAAGAUGGCGCAAAGAACUGACAAGCACUGGUGCUCCAGGGGCCUUCCACAGAUGGAAAGUUGUCCUUCUAGUUAAAGAAGGUAGUAAAGGAAGAGAUUCUCUUACAAGGGUCCUAAAUGCUGGAAAGGCCCAAGUUUUUCUACCAAAUAAUUCACCAAGUGGAAUUACUCAUGUGAUCUCCUCGGAUACAAAUCUAAGUGCAGAAGAAGCCACCUACACCUUUGCAGCUCCCUGCUACCCAGUACAGUGUCUAGUAGAUUUUCUAUUUUUUGAGAAAGAAUUUCAGAAUCAUGGAGAUGUUCAAAGGAAUUCUCUUUUAACUGAACAUUCUAAGGAAGGACGAAAAGUCACGGAUUCCAGGACUGGAAAUGAGCUUGCUGACCUGAAAAAAGCAUUAAGAAAACACAUAUGUAGAGUGGAGGCUAUGAAAUACAAUUGCAUCGAGUUAACUAAAAGUACAGGGUCCAGUACAGAGGUUAAAAACACUGAACUUCCCAGAAAUGUAUGUAAUAUAAUUGAAAUCCUCAUUGAAGGGCAGUUCUUUGCAGAAGCAGUUGAGGAACUAAUUUUCCUACAAUCACACUACAUCCCUCCAGUCUAUCUGCUUCAUGCUCUUCUGAGCAACAUGCUGCAGGGUAACGUAAAGACCUUGAUUGAUCGAUACUUCCGUGUUUUGUCAGUUCUUCUGCAUCUUCAUCCUCCUUGGAAGUCUCCUGCCAUGUUGAGUUACUAUCUGAAAUUUUUUCAAUGUCCAAAUUGUAUGAAAGGAACAUGGUCUUUUGUAGAAGUACUUAUCAGUGAAAGUUUUUGUCACCCAGUUCCAGAAGGAGUUGUGUCCAAGAUGCUCAAGCCGUCAUUACUAAAAUUCUUGUUCAAACUAAUGAAAAGUGAAGUCCAGCAUCUGAAUCACAAGUUAUAUGAAGAGGCAGAUUCUCAGAGCCUAAAAGUCCCAGAACAGUCCUUUCUUCUUAAAACCUUCUGGUCUGGAAAUGAAACCUCAGUAUUUUUUACUGAGCCAAUAAUUAAGCUUUUGGAUUGGACUAUAUAUUCUCAAAAAGAAAAAUUCAGAUCUAACAAUGCCUUCAAAAAUGAAAUGGCUUAUCUGCUGAAUGAGAUUCUUGGAGCAGUAGUAGAAUAUUGGAUAUUUCUUGGUCUUAAGAAAGACAAAAAUGUGAUGAAACAUAUGUCUGCUCUAGGAAAUCAUGUUGCUGUUUCUUGUGAUGAUUUUUCUUCAGAGGAGUUAAAGAGUUUCAUUAGUUCCUUAUCUUCAUCCUGGCUUCAGAUGGUCAUUGCAGAGUCAAUUUUUAAAAAGUUAUGUUUACAGAGCUGUAUCAGUAUUUCUCCUGAACCACUCUCUCUUCAGAAAAUGGUAUGUGCUUAUCUGCCUGCGUUGGGAAAAGUUGGUAUGCUUGAAUCAAGAAAGGGGCAGAAACGGAAGAAGUUGGGACAUCGGGUUGGCCCUGACUCUCAGAGGGCCCUGAAGAUUUUAACUGAUGGUGAUCAGAACCAAGCCAAGGUGUUGCCUGAGGCACCUGAGCUGAAGCAUUCUUUGUCAUUAAAAAGGUCGCAAAAGAAAUGGGAAGGAGAAUUGUCAUGUUCCAAAGAGAAUUGCCGCUCUUUGCUUCCAAAAAUGCAUUUUCACAAGACCAAUUUAAGAGGAGAGACAGCCCUGCAUAGAGCUUGCAUAAAUAACCAAGUGGAGAAAUUGAUUCUUCUUCUCUCUUUGCCAGGAACAGAUAUUAAUGUAAAAGACUAUGCUGGCUGGACGCCUUUGCAUGAAGCCUGUAACCAUGGCAACACAGUGUGUGUCCAGGAAAUUUUGCAACGUUGUCCAGAGGUAGAUCUGCUCACUCAAGUGGACGGGGUGACUCCUUUGCAUGAUGCACUGUCAAACGGACAUGUAGAAAUUGGCAAGCUGCUACUCCAGCAUGGGGGCUCCGUACUUCUUCAGCAGAGGACUUCUAAAGGAAAACUGCCUUUGGAUUACGUUCUAGCUCCCCAAAUCAAAGAAGACCUCCUGGCCAUCCUACAAGUCCAAGGUUCCACUGAGGACCUUCAAGCACAAGCAGAGGAACAUUUCUACCAGCAGCAGAUUGAAUUCGGCUCAUUCUUAUUCAGUAGAAUGCUGUUGAAUUUUUGUUCAAUAUUCAACUUGUUUUCAGGCUUCUCUGUUUUUAAGGAGUUAACUCAUCUACAUGAAAGAUUGUUUACUUCUCCUAGGACUUGCAAGGAUGCCACCAGUGUCCAUAUUGACUGGAUUAUGGAUCUCUAUGCUAGAGAUCUUGUGACACUGCAGAAGCUCCCCAGUCUCCUUAAGGAGAUCCCUGAGAACUUGAAAGUGUUUCCUGGAGUUCAGACACAGGCCUUACUAAUGACACUAAAGACUAUGCUAGAGCAGUCAGAGACUUUUCACUAGUUAAUAUUUAUAGACCUUCUAAAAUAGUUUAAAUUCUAUAUUUAUAGACACAAUCUUUGACAUUUUUUGUUUUAGAGGUGCUUAUUAGAUAACUCCUUUUUCAGAAAAAAAGUAUGUUAACUCUGCUCUCCAAAAGAGAAAUGCAAAUUAUUUACAAAUUGAAUAGCAAUUUUAAAAAUUAUAUUGUAUUUUUAAAAAGUUAUUCUUGUUUGUGCUGUAACCCUCUUCAUCUAAAUGCUUAUUAAAACCUAGUGAAAUUAUUUUCUCUCUUCCGUACGUAUCUGAGAGUCCUGGCAGAUAUCAACGCAAUUAUAUACGCAUAUUCACUUUUAAGGACAUCAAUGGGAAAUGUUUUUUUAUUCAGCAUAUUGAUCAUCAGAUCAGAUUCCUUUCAAUUCUGUGUUUUUCCUAAAAUAACUAUUUCUAAAGUUUGCAGCAUAAACUGAUGCUUUAGUGGGAAGAGAAUAAGCCUGAAUCCGUCUGUAUCUCCUGCAUAUGUACACAAGGUGUGUUGCUGCUACAAGUAGGCAAUGAAGCGGUAGAUUAAGUUGAUCCAAGGUCUUUCUGUGCUGUAUGACGACACAGGUUAGAAAUGUUUCCGUUUGAGAUCCUUUCCUUCUAGCGAUUCGUGAUAAAGCUAAAAGUGAAAGCAUGGACGGUCACAGCCACUAGUGGGAAUGUUAUAUUUUUCUACAGCUGGCACAGAGACAUGAAGACUUCCAUUUAGCUUUCAUGCAGCUUCUAUGUAUAACCUCACAGCAAUUAAUCUGCACACUUUGAUUUUUAUCAUAGAAACAGAUCUUUUCACAAGGCAUAGAUACUCAGUGAUCAGUUAGAGAGGUUAUAAUCUCAUUGUCAUUCCCUAUAGUAAUGGAUCAAUUCUGGUUAAAUGCUGUUCUUUUCAUGCUUUUCCUAUGUUAUAUUUAAAAGUUUAUGUUUACACAUAAGCUAGUCUAGGAAAUAUCACGUUUUAAUAUCUGUCAUACUGCAUAGAGAUGUAGUAUGAUAUAAUAAAGUAAGCACUGGACAAGACAUUGGGGAAUCUAAAUUUUAGUCUGGUCCAUACCAGGACUAACAAGCUGGCUGUUGAGCAGGUCAUAUCCUCUCUGUAUCUCAGUGGCCUCAUCAGUAAAAUGUUCAGUUUACUCUAAAUCAUCACUUAUAUUUGUUUUUUUUUCCUCGUACUGUGAUCCUGCCUGAUACACCUCUUUCCUCUUAAUGAACACUACAAAAUAAACUAAAGGAAUGAAAACUGAAUAUGGAGAAGAUAGUUUAUCAAAGUAAGGGAAACAGGGCAAGGCAGAGGAGAUAAAUUUGUGAGUAUAACACAUGCCCUGUCUAGAGUAGUUCAUUUAGACUGUCGUUUUUUUCGUUGUAAUGGGAAAAUAGUGGAUUUUUCUAUACUGAAUCAUCAUGA
Messenger RNA from Vombatus ursinus (common wombat), 4499 nucleotides. It is a transcript of the gene SLF1, whose product is annotated as SMC5-SMC6 complex localization factor 1. The transcript is spliced from 21 exons. The record is from RefSeq and is a predicted model, not a curated record. Lineage: Eukaryota; Metazoa; Chordata; Mammalia; Diprotodontia; Vombatidae. Bases 341 to 3082 code for a protein of 913 amino acids. Gene Ontology annotation, biological process: positive regulation of double-strand break repair. Gene Ontology annotation, molecular function: protein binding.